Amborella trichopoda is the source of this 606-nucleotide messenger RNA. The record is from RefSeq and is a predicted model, not a curated record. Lineage: Eukaryota; Viridiplantae; Streptophyta; Magnoliopsida; Amborellales; Amborellaceae.
AUGGGGCUCCCAAAGCCAGGAGGUGUCAUAGCCCUUGCAGCAGCGCGAGGCCCAAGAGGAGAGCUUGCCACAGGCCCUCCUGAGAAAACAAAUGCAGGGCACUUGAUGCUAACAAAUCUUUUGCUGCUCAAGCUAAAAGCCACAGCCAAAGAGAGUGGGAUGGAGGGAAGAAUCGUCAAUGUAUCCUCAUCUGCACAUCGAAAGACUUACUCUUCAGGAAUCCGCUUUGACAAUAUCAACUAUCCAUCCAGGUAUGCACCCUAUGGUGCCUACGGCCAAACCAAGCUUGCAAACAUACCCCAUGCAAAUGAACUCGCUAGGCGCUUACAGGAAGAAGAUUUCAAUGUAACAGCCAACUCUGUGCAUCCUGGAGUUAUACCAACUAACGUUAUUCGUUGUAUGAAAUUCUUAGCUAUUCCAGUGGCAUUUGCAAUGGUCUUCUGGAAAACUAUACCCCAGCAUUUGAACUCAUUACUUUGGGAACAAUCUAUUGGAGUAUGGUAUCGAACCUGGAUGCCUUCGAUGUUUAAGAACCAGGAAUACAAUAGCUAUGCUCUUCGAAGAUCAGAUGAGCCAUUAACAUUGCACCUUAUUUCUGUUAAAUGA